Messenger RNA from Polychytrium aggregatum, 921 nucleotides. Its product is annotated as kinase-like domain-containing protein. The transcript has a single exon. Bases 1 to 921 code for a protein of 306 amino acids. NCBI's taxonomy places the organism in Eukaryota, Fungi, Chytridiomycota, Chytridiomycetes, Polychytriales. Gene Ontology annotation, cellular component: nucleus. Gene Ontology annotation, molecular function: cyclin-dependent protein serine/threonine kinase activity; ATP binding. Gene Ontology annotation, biological process: protein phosphorylation. The record is from RefSeq and is a predicted model, not a curated record.
AUGGUCGUCGUUAAGGAUUACACCGUCCAUAUCAACCAGAGGCUCGGCAAGGGGUCGUAUGGGACCGUCUAUCGCGGAUCCAAGAACGGCAAGACGUAUGCGCUCAAGAAGACCACGAUGGAGAAACCCGGGGAGCUCUCUGCCACGCUCAUCAGGGAGAUUGCCAUUCUCAAGCGCCUUGCGGGCCACCCUAACAUUGUGCAGCUGGAGGAGUUCUUCUUUGCUGACAACCUCAAGUUCACUUGGCUGGUCUUUGAGGAAUACAAGACCACGCUGGACGCCCUCAUCAAGAGCAAGGACGACGGGCUCUCCAUGGACGAGACCUUCAAGUUCUCGUCCAAUCUUAUCGACGGACUCGUUUAUAUGGAGGAACAAGGGUGUAUUCACCGGGAUCUGAAGCCGGGCAACAUUCUCGUUCACGCGGACGGGCACUGUGUCAUUGCCGACUUUGGACUCGCCCGCAUGGAUCGCACCCUCUACAACGUCAAGCAGGACACAUCCGUCGUGACGCUCUGGUACCGCGCACCCGAGAUUCUGCUGGGGUGUAUCGAUUAUACUCUGCAGGCGGAUAUGUGGAGUCUGGGAUGUAUUGUCUUUGAAAUGUUCUUUGGGCAGCCUCUCAUAUCCACCAAGACAGGCCACGAACAACUCAGCGUCAUCUUGACCAUCAUCGGCUCGGUCCCGCUCAAGACCUACAGUCUCAAGAUCCCCACCAAGACCAGCGACCCGAACAGCGCAGCCUGGUAUAUGCACCUCGAGGGCAAACCCAAUGGCAUGUAUCACCAUCUGCGCAACGUCUUUGUCAAGGAGGAACAGCGGCACUGGGUCUGCAAGAUGCUCGAGCUGGAUCCAGCUCAGCGAGCAAGGCCAAGGGAAUCAAAGGAUGAAUUGCUGGCCCUGAUGCGCGCACAGCUCCUCUGA